Papaver somniferum (opium poppy) is the source of this 2504-nucleotide messenger RNA. Its product is annotated as nucleolar complex protein 2 homolog. Gene Ontology annotation, cellular component: nucleoplasm; Noc2p-Noc3p complex; nucleolus. Lineage: Eukaryota; Viridiplantae; Streptophyta; Magnoliopsida; Ranunculales; Papaveraceae. Bases 111 to 2237 code for a protein of 708 amino acids. The transcript is spliced from 11 exons. The record is from RefSeq and is a predicted model, not a curated record. Gene Ontology annotation, biological process: ribosomal large subunit biogenesis.
AUAAACCCUUCGUCCCUCUUCUCCUUCUGCUCACUAACGGCACCAGCUCGUCUUCUCCAAUCAAUCCAGGAAAUAAAGAGGGCAUCAUAAUAAUCUCCUUUUGAGUAAAUAUGACUAAGACUAAGAAAAAGAGUAUGAUGGAUAUGCAAAAGCUUCAAGAAAAGGACCCAGAAUUCUACGAGUUUUUGAAAGAGCAUGAUAAGGAUCUUCUACAUUUCGAGUCCGAUGAUGACAUUGACGAGGAAAUCGAUGAUGAGGUUGCUGAGAGGGAUGAUGAGGAUGAAGAUGACGAUGAUACGGGUGCUGAUGAUGAUGUGUUAAAGAAGAAGAAGAAAAAAGUUGAAAAGCCACAAACACAGGAGAAAAAGGUUAUUACCGUUGAGAUGGUUAAUAACUGGAUUGCAUUGGUUCGAGAAGGUAAAAAGAUAAGUGCAGUCUAUUCUAUUAUGCGAGCUUAUCGUACAGCAUGUCAUUACGGAGAUGAGGGUGAAAAUGAGUCACCGGAAAAGUAUAGGAUUAUGUCGGGUACUGUUUUCAACAAGAUAUUGCAGUUUGUUUUGAGUGAAAUCGAUGGAAUUCUUCGAGGAUUGCUUGAGAUGCCUGCUUCAGGAGGAAAGAAAGAAACUAUAGUGCAACAUAUGAGCACUAAAAAAUGGAAGACCUAUAACCAUCUAGUGAAGUCAUAUCUGGGUAAUUCUCUCCAUGUCUUGAACCAAAUGACCGACUCUGAGAUGAUCGCUUUCACUUUACGACGUCUUAAAUAUUCAGCUGUAUUUUUGGCUGCUUUUCCCACCCUCCUUAGGAAGUAUAUGAAGGUUUCCCUUCAUUUCUGGGGAACAGGAGGAGGUGCCCUUCCAAUUGUUUCCUUUCUUUUUAUAAGAGACCUGUGUGUUCGUCUUGGUUCUGAUUGUAUGGACGAGUGCUUUAAAGGUAUGUACAAGGCUUAUGUUAUGAACUGCCAGUUUGUGAAUGCGGCGAAAUUGCAGCAUAUUCAGUUCCUCGGCAACUGUGUUGUUGAACUUUAUGGGGUGGACUUGUCAACUGCGUAUCAGCAUGCAUUUGUUUUCAUUAGGCAGCUGGCGAUGAUUUUGAGGGAUGCGCUUAGCACAAAAACUAAGGAAGCAUUUAGGAGGGUGUAUGAAUGGAAGUUCAUGAAUUGCCUUGAGCUUUGGACAAGUGUUGUCUGUGCAUACAGUUCCGAACCUGACUUCCGGCCCCUGGCUUAUCCGUUGACUCAAAUAAUUUUUGGGGUGACCCGUUUGGUUCCAACUGCAAGAUACUUUCCUCUAAGGUUACGAUGUGUUAAAAUGCUCAAUUGCAUUGCUGCUUCUUUGGGUACUUUCAUUCCUGUAUCUUUACCUCUACUAGAUAUGCUAGAGAUGAAGGAAUUGAAUAAGAAGCCUACUGGGGGUGUUGGAAAAGCUGUUGAUUUGCGUUCCACAUUGAAGGUGAGCAAGCCGAUUUUGAAAACCCGGGCAUUCCAAGAAGCGUGCGUCUUUUCUGUGAUGGAGGAGCUUGCUGAACAUUUAUCUCAAUGGAGCUAUUCCGUCGCAUUCUUUGAGUUGGCUUUUAUUCCUACUGUAAGGUUGCGAAGUUUUCUUAAAUCGACUAAUGUUGAGAGGUUUCGCAAAGAGACAAAGCAGCUUGUACGGGAGAUAGAGGCAAACUCCGAGUUCCUGAAUGCCAAACGUGCAACUAUUUCAUUUUUACCCAACGACCUCGCUGCAGAAUCUUUUCUUGAGGUUGAGAAGGAGAAGAAGGUUAGUCCUCUGUCACAAUAUGUCGUUGCUUUGCGUCAGAGAGCACAAGAAAGACAAGACACGCUCGCAGAAUCCAGUGUUACUGUUGGAGCACACUCAUCUGUGUUUGGCAAGAAAAAAUCAGAUAUUGAUGAAGACGACGAUAGCGAUGGGGAUGCAGAAGAAGGUCCUAAGGUCUUUAGCUCAUCCUGGUUACCUGGAGGCGAUUCUAAGACUAAAGAACCUAAAGGAGAUAAGAAGACAAAGAAGAAGAAGAAGCAGCAGGAGGAAGUGGCGAUAGACGAGGAUAUUGUUGGUGAUUUAGUCAUAAGUUCUGACGAUGAAGAAGAAGAGAGAUCCGCAAGUGAUUCAUCUUCUGAUGAGCGCGAGAAGAAAGCAAAGCCAGCGACCCGCAAACAAGGAAGUAAGAAACGAAAAAUGUCUUCAAACUCAUCAAAAAAAGGUCGAUUCAAAACCAAAAAAUCAAAGAGCAGCUGAAGCACUAAUCAUUAAGGUGCGAAAAGAGGGUGGUCCUUGGCCAGUGGCUACAUUUAGUUUUGACUGUUCAGUAGUUCCUCCUCGUGUUGAGUUGUAUAGAAAGUUUUGAUGGCUGAUGACUAGUGGCAGGUAGUUAUGUUUAGCGGCCUCUGCCGCCAUGAAACAACAAAUUUUUUGUAUCUUUUGCUAGUACCUUGUAUUUCUCACCAUGAAUGUGGUGAUUGAGUGAUAAAUCUUAUUAAUGUGAGAAUUUUGUAUUUCGUUGAA